This is a messenger RNA of Mauremys mutica (yellowpond turtle), 13200 nucleotides long. RefSeq names its product ring finger protein 152 (gene RNF152). Bases 600 to 1211 code for a protein of 203 amino acids. Lineage: Eukaryota; Metazoa; Chordata; Testudines; Geoemydidae. The transcript has 3 exons. Gene Ontology annotation, cellular component: lysosomal membrane; lysosome. Gene Ontology annotation, biological process: negative regulation of TORC1 signaling; positive regulation of autophagy; cellular response to amino acid starvation. Gene Ontology annotation, molecular function: ubiquitin protein ligase activity. The record is from RefSeq and is a predicted model, not a curated record.
GAGGGCUCCCGCUGCGGUUUGGUGCCAGCUGUGAAACUGAUGAGGGAGCGGGAAGCGGGGCUCGCUCGCUCCCUGUCUGGGGAGGAGGCUGCGAGCCCGUGUGUGUUUAGAAAGCAAAGAGCCAGUCCCACCCCCGCCCCGCCCCCGCCCGCCCGGUUAGCUCUGCUCCCGGCUGGCUCCGAGUCUAGCGCGCUGCGAGCCCAGCGCUGGCCGGGGGCACCGCCGGAGGAGCGGGCAGGCGAGCAGAGGGGGCACAUGCGGCUUCGGCGGUAGGGCGAGCAGCCCGACAUAAACCAGAGCCAGGCAGAACAAAGCUCUGUCACAACUGUGCUUCCUGGUUGUCGCCUCCUGCCUGCAAACCACUGAACAUUUUCCACUUGAUAUCAUCAUGCAGAAAGGGAGAAACGAGACGCAAUGAGAGAUUCAGAUACCAAAAGAUUAAAGUCAGAUGCUCGUCUACAAACUUCCUAACCAUUGUCCUUCACUGGUGAGAUAAAAGGAAGAAGUCGUGGAAAGAGAGGAACUACACCAGGCUUCAGAUUUUGGACUAUACGGCAAGACUUUGUAAGAUACUCGGUGUUUUCUCCAUUAGGGCUACAAUGGAGAUACUGUCCCAGGACUCUCUGCUGGAAUGUCAGAUUUGUUUCAGUUAUUACAGCCCCCGACGGAGGCCCAAGUUGCUGGACUGUAAGCAUACCUGCUGUUCUGUUUGCCUUCAGCAGAUGAGGACAAGCCAGAAGGACCUGAGAUGUCCCUGGUGCCGAGGUAUCACUAAACUGCCACCGGGAUUUUCUGUAUCCCAGCUGCCUGAUGACCCAGAGGUGAUUGCUGUGAUUGCAAUUCCCCAUACUUCAGAGCACACCCCAGUCUUCAUCAAACUUCCUAGCAAUGGGUGCUACAUGUUGCCCUUGCCCAUCUCCAAGGAGAGAGCGCUGUUGCCAGGAGACAUUGGCUGUCGCCUCCUGCCAGGUAGUCAGCAAAAGUCUGUCACUGUGAUGACAAUCCCAACUGAGCAGCAGCCCCUGCAAGGAGGGAUCCCGCAGGAAGUCGGAGAGGAGGAGCAAGACAGGAGGGGCGUUGUGAAAAGCUCCACCUGGUCAGGUGUUUGCACUGUGAUCUUGGUGGCGUGCGUCUUGGUCUUUCUCCUUGGUAUUGUUCUCCACAAUAUGUCUUGCAUUUCCAAGCGUUUCACUGUGAUUUCCUGUGGCUGAAAAGGGUCUGCUCCCAGAAUACUCCGAUGGGAUAAUUAUGGGGUUGGGAAGGUGGUGGUGGUGAUGACAGGCUCGAGUGAGAUGAUGCACUGCAACAUUGACCAAUUACUACAGAACGCUUGACACCGGACAGCUGUUUGACAGUCUAAAGGCAGUCCUAAAAGGCGAAACGUGAGACCUCUCAGCAGAGUACAGAGAAAAUCAUAAUGAGCAUCUGAUGGUAACUGCAUUGAGGAAAACUGCAUGUGUCACCAUCCUCAUUGAUCAAAUGGACUGUAACUUCUAAUGAUUUUUAUCAUGUUAUGAGACUAAAGACAUCUACUUAGCUGGUUAUACUGUAAAAGUAUAUGAUAUGAUCACUCUGUCUUUAAAUGCAGUAGAUUAAAAUCAAAAUGCUAUAUGUAUAAGUAGAAUUAAACAUGAGAAUCAGUGUAAGACUCAGUAAAGAUAGUCCAAUGCCAGUCCAUACAUUUUUUUUUUUUAAUGGGGGGUGAAAGGGAACUGUAAAAAAAAAAUUCAUUUAGUUAGUAAGGCUUUUUAUAUAUUUUAAAUUGCACAUUAAUUAAAAUAAGUUAGAAAGUUGCAUAAUAGUUUUUAAAAGGAAACAUUUUACAAGCGGUUUGUGUUUCGUAUCUGAUGUGUGUUUUGUCAUAUACUUUCAUUUUGUUUCCACCUGUAGUGAAGUGUCCUUUCCAAGUGUUUUGUUAAAGCAAGAUCCAAGCAGAGGAGCAAUAAAGUGAACAAAUAGGGCUACCUAAAAGUGCAGCCAAAGCCCUGCGGUGUAAGCACUGUCAUGAAGUAUGGCUUUGAAGUGUAAACACUGGACGCGCUGUUUCACCUCAGGCAGGCUUCUCAAGGCUCUGAUCUCCCUGGGGAUUAGUGAAGAGAUGGGUCAUAGAAGUGCUGGACAUGCUUCCUACAAGGACUGGAUAGCAAAUUGAUUUUUAGAAUAUGGGACCAGCCUUGCCUCCAUGUUCAGUCAUAGUUGCAGCUGUGUCAUUAUUGACAGUAACUUGAUGGAUGCCUAGAUGACGGAACAGAAAUUGAGGUCUCAUUGUGCCAAGCAUUGUACAAAUAUCUCAUCUCAAAGGGUUCAUGCUCUACAUAGAUAAGACAGACCAAUGAUGGGAAACAGGUUGAGGAGGGAAAGGGACUUGCCCAAGGUCACAGAUCAGGUCAGUGGCAGGACUAGGAACAGAACCCAGGGCUCUUGAGUCUAAGACUAGUGCUUGAUCCACUGGACCAUGCUGCCUCUCCUAACCCCCUGGCGUCACACUGGUGUAAAACCUAUGUGAGAUCAUAAGCAGGCCCUGUGCCUCCUUUCAGUGAUAUAAACCUUGCUACUCUUAGGGCCAAAUGUGAAACUUCCAAAAGGAAAUGAUAUAUUUUUUACUGCAUGUUGACAUUACAAAGCCCAUGUGACUGCAAUUCAUUGCUCAUAAAGGGCCAGAUAAGGAUACUUAUGCUAACACCUCACUUAGCAAGACAGUUCAUCACCUUUUGUGGGACUUCUUGUGGAGUAAGGUAUUCAGCAUGAGUAAGGGUAUCAGAAUCUGGCUGAAAGUCUGGAUUUGUUUGAUUUUUUUUUUUAAGGGUCAGAGUGGGAUUUGUGGUAGAAAAAAACUAUUGGUUUGCCUGAUUUGUAUUGCUAGUAUGAAGAAUGAACAAUUACACAGGUGUAAGCACAGUGAACAAUGACCUCUAAUCUAUUACUAAUAUGCUUUCUAAUAGUUAAUUUGAGAUGAUUCAACCCUAUGUAAUAACACUGGAGAACCUUGUUCCAACUGAGUUAGGUGCAUAAAGGAAGUCAGUGGUGUUGCACCAGUGCAACUGAGGAAAAAUUGGUUCAUUAUGAACAUCAUUCUCAUUUGAAAAUAAAAUACAGAGCACAUAUCUUCCUUAGUGCUAGAUUCUCUCUUCUCUCUCCCCCCCCCACUUUAUGUCUGUUCUCUAAAGAAUGGCAUAUAUAUGCCUGAUUGUUAAAUUAUAUAUGUAAGGUUACGCAUGAAGAUAAAGCUCCUGGUGCACUGUGCCUGCUUUUAUCUACUGUCAUUUGUGAGGGCAUAACAAAGAAAAUACCCCAGAGGUGACACAUUUGUUACCUCUUUUUAUCCACUAAGAAAAGCACAUGCAGAACCAUAUGCAAUAUGCAGAGAACCUGGUUUACAAACGCUUCUUAUAAACGUUAUGCACCUGGACAUCAGUGAACGUGGGGUGUAAUAGGAAGGAAUAUUAAUUCCAAACGCAUGCGGUAUUAAAAUUGUUAAUCUGUGUCAUCGUCUUGUAAGGAAAACUGUAUUUACAUCCAUGUUACAUGUUAGCAUGUAAUGGAGCUGUAGCCGGCUAAUAUUUCUGCCUUCAUAAGACUCCAUGCUAGAAUACAGUUAAAGGACAUACUGCUCUACUGCCUCGCCCCUUGUAAUCAUGUACCCUCGCAGCACGUGAUGGGGGGGCGUGGGCGUGAAAUGCUACCAGAUCAGAAUGGCGGUGCUUGACACUGAUUUUGCACUCACUGAGCACAAGUGUAAAUGGCUAGACAAGAUACAAGACAGUGGAGUAGAAGGCCCUGUGAGUACAAUACUAAUAAUAUUAACAUUGGAAUGACCAUAAAAUGCCUAACUGAAGCUCUUGACAAAGCAGGUUCUCUUGAUCUUUUCAAAUAAUGUCUCUCAUAAAAGGUGCUGGUUUUCCUUCCCCACACGAAGAGUGUAGUUGGAAGGAUAAACCAGAAAUUAGGUUAAAAUGCUACACUGCAUAACACAUUUCAUAACAGGCAAAUAUGGGGUUUAAUCUGGUAUUAAUGAUGUAGGCAUCAUCUGACUAGAACACCAUACUGUAUUACUUAACACAGUGCAUUGUUUGGUUAGUGUGAGUUUCUUGUGCUAUUCAGAGCCUGCUGAAAUGCAUGGCUGACCUAAUUUCUGAUUCUGAUAUUUGCCUGUUUUACAGUUUUUGUGUGAGUGCAAUAAAUAAAACCUCAAGAUUUUUUGUGGGUUAAUGCCUAUUCAAAAAUAUAAUUUUAGGGGGAAAGUUUCUUCUUUGUUUUAGGCAGUGCAACUAUCAUUGAAAUUUUGCAACUUUCAUAUCAUGUUAGAUCACAUAGCUUUAUGCUGAUGAGUGUAGAAAUGAGCUGUAGUAUAUUGCAAUGUACAGUGUUAGACCAUUUCUCAAGUAGGUUAAUAUUCAUACUUUAAAAUGCAGUGUGGUCUAUUCCGUUUUAUAGUCCUCAGUACAAGACCUGGCAUUCAGAAAGGAGACAGCUAUCUAUGGCUAUGACUUUGCAAAAUGUGUUAGAGAAAUUAUUCCCAGGAAAAACAUUUAAACUCACAUAAUAUCCCAGUUCUGCACCAAUUUCAUGCCAAAAUGAUCAGCUCCUGGGUAGGUUCUUAAUCCUUGUAUAUCAGCGACUCUUUUGAUCACUACUCAGUUCUUGAAAAAGGAAGACAAACUUUUAUUUUUUUAUGGCAUAAGUACUAGUUGAGCAAACAUUAUUUAUACUAAAUCUUGCCUGAAGUUACUUAUGCACCUGCAUUUUUGGACAACCUUUAUGAAGGUGUAUUAUUUGAUUGUUUACCGGAGAGUACAGCUUCUUUUAUUUUAAAGGUCUCAGCUUCCAUUUUUAGCUUGUGCUUUGCUGGGUGACAGAAAUAGGGUUCACUUUGUGAAAGUUUGUUCAGUGAAUUUUACAAAUUCAAAAUAUGCAAUUUUGUUAUGUGCAAUUUUUUUAGAAAAUUGUGUAUUAAGUGAUCAUGCUUAGAUGAUAUGGAAAGAAGCAUAGUAGUUUUGUAAACAGGGAGCAAUCGUGAGUCUAAAGUUUCAUCUUUAUUAAUGAAGUUUGGUAUGAAUAAAAUAUUAGCAGGAAUAGAUGAAUACAUCAAGUGAGUUAUGGUUUCUCUAGUCCUUCACCUUAAAAUGAACAGCACAGUGAGUAACUCAGUGGAAUUAUUCUGUAUUUACACUAGUGUAACCAAAACUAGCAUUUGGCUGUGUUCCUCAAGACAAAUUUUUUAAGUAUGGGCUGUGGCAAGUUUUCAAAAUGUGUGUGUGUGUGUGUUGGGGGGUAGUAGUUUUGUUGUUGUUGUUAAAUAGUUGAUUUUUAGUAGAAAUUACAUCUGAUGACCACAGAGCUACAAAGAUUUUCUUUUCUGCUUCAAGUGAUUUUAAAAUUUGUGAGUGAAUUUAUUCCUUACAAAGGUGAGAUAUUACUGGCAUUAGCCUGAGCAUGUAUUGUGCAGGCAGGUAUGCGUCACCUCCCUACCUGCACCCCUCCUCCCCCAAUCAUGCCAGUGCUCCUUAAUCCAGAUCAGCCAACUCCUAUCCUCUGCUAGUGUUACAGGCAUGAGGCUUUUCUUGAAUGGAGAUUAUGCAUUUAACAAAUCCACUGCAAAAUAAGCAAACAGGGUGAGGAUGAGACCAAACAAUUUAUUUUCACUUGUGACUGAUACAUGAUUUGAAUCUACUAUAAGCCUACACUUUAUCUAGAUUUUUUGUGUGUGUGUUAAUACCUAUUGCACUAAGGUAACAUUGUGACCUGUUCAUCAGUGAUUGGCCAGAACCAAAAAUCCCAGAUCUAAACACACUUCUGUGAAUUCAAGCUGUAUUACAACACAAUAAGUCAUACAGGAGACAUCUAUAUGUCUAGUAAAUACAUUUAGUGGAAUGCUGGCUUCAAAAUGUUUCCUCUUGCCAGCUGCCCAGGGUAUGUGGUUUUAAAUUUGGGGUUUUCUUUCUUUCUGGGAGGAAUGCGUGAUGACAAAUGAAUCCAAACAUCACCCAGGAGGCUAUAAGGAUUCAUAUACAGUUAAAGCAACUUUAUGUUUUGAGUAUUUAGCAGGGCAAGAUUCUACUGGAAUGCUGGAAUGGAAUUACAGCAUAUUAAUGACCUUUCCUUUCCUUUACACUGUCCUUAGGCCUGACAGCUGGGAUUGUUCUUCUUUCUUUCUCUCUGUCACGUUAACAUUUUGCAUGCCAGUAUUGACCCAAGUGAAACUACACUGCUUGUUUCACGACAUUUCUCAAAGUGCCCUUAGCAUCUUUAGCAAAUGAGCACUUAUGUGUUGUCUAAGCGGUUGAAAUUUAAAGCCUUAUAAAUGUCCAGGGAAUGCAUUUUUACAGCAUUCAAUUAAUGCUUCAGUAAAUAUCUCUUUAUUUUAGAUCUAAACAUUAGCUAAAUUUUCACUAAGCAGUCUACUAAACACCAGAAGCAGGGAUUAGAGAGGAUUCACACACAAACACAUAUAUAUUAAUAUCAUAUUGAAGCCAAUAUGCAUACUGGUAAAGUGAGGACUUACAUGUGCUCAUGGGAACAUGAGAGGGAGGAAGGUUUUGAAAGCUGAGGGGAGCGCGUGUACACACACAGCGAGACUCAGAAGAUUAUCUGUUACCAAGGAUUGAGUGGAUCAUUAGUAACCAAGAAUGGACGAAUGCUGUCUGGCUAUACUGGGGGUGUUGUACACCCUGAGGCAGCUUCUUCCUUGUGGAGGAGUCCACACCUCUGCCUCAGUUCCUUGUGAUAAGCUGCCUCUUAUCCUAUGCCCUGGCUGCUGCCCCCUAAACUGCCCCCCUCCCUAAACACUGGAGUUCCUGGAUCCUGUUGGGACUGCCCAUCUUGUAUCAAUGCUGGAGUAGGUGCUGCAUCCUGGCCUGGUGUUCAGGUGAGGAGCCAUUGAACUGCUGCUUGCCUGGGGACUGUACAGAGGCUUCUGCCUGAGGUGGGAUGAGAGGCCCUGAAAUGAGCAGGGCUGGAAGGUUGGGUUUUGAGAGUUAUUAAGGGUUUGUCAAAUGAGCAAGUGGCUCAUGAAAUUAGCGGGGAGCCGGAACUGUCAUGAAGAUGUCUUGAAUUGUACUGAUUGGGAUGAAGAGAUGUGGAGGAGGGGCAAAAUUGAAUGGAGGGAUGAUUAGGCAGUGGCUUGGAACUGGUUAUUUGUGGUAAGUGGAGACAUUUAUCAGGCACAUUUGAGCUGAAUUAGAUUAGUUAUUUCUGAUGCCUGGGAGUUAGAUGGUUUGUCAUAUCAUAGCUCAAGUGUGGUUUGGCCAGGCAACUUGAAAUUUUGGUUAAUUCAGAUCUUGGACCCCUUUGAUUAUUUUGGAAGUUAAGUUUUCUGCCUAAUUAAGAAAUUUGCAAAGUGCAUGGGCUAUUCUAGGGUUGUGAGAAGUCCUUAAAUCCUGGGAAUAGCAUGAGUUACAAGCAUGCUUCUAUUGAAGGCCAAAUGUAUGGAAAGCAGAUGGUCAUAUCCCAUUGCAAAAAUAAACUUGACUGACAAAAUUGGCAAGAAAAGUCCAGAACAACUCCACAAAGCUCUUUAGACAUUCCAUGUUAAUGUCACUGUCACGCCUGUUUGAUUUAAGAAGUUGUUUAGUUGAAGACAAAGGCAGUAUUGCUGUACUUCACAUAUGUAUGUAAGAAAAAAUUAGGGUUAUAUAAGAGGGCUGGGUUUUUCUGUUUUGUUUUUCAAGUUGAUGUAAAUAAGGCAAUUGAGAAAGUCGAGUAGUUACUUGCCCAAGAGUAUUUACCUGUCUAUUUUAAGAAUUAUAAAGCGUAUCUUAUGUCAUUGCAUCAGUCUUGAAAAUUUCCAUCACCUAUCCCCAAUUGCAUGCACUGAAUGGUUCUGAAUUUCUGUGGUGAGACCCAUUAAAGAGGGAUUUGAGUCUCGAUCAAUAACUGAGGACUUGUCUGACUUGUCAGGUUGCUUAACUUCAGAUUCAAAUUUCACUUCUCAGUUCCAAAUAUAAGUUGUAUGUAGUCCUUAAAGAAUUGGAAAUUGAUUGUCCUAUUACUAUGAAUAACUAGAUUCUGUUUAUUUCAUAUCUCUGAGCUCAUGGGUCAGUUUUCAGUAACAUACAAAUGUUGUAGCUAGUCUUUUUACCUCUGUUGAUGGAAUAAAUGUAAUAAUUUUUUUGGUGAAAGUUUGUGGUUCCACUCCAGAGAAAGAUUAUAUGGAAUUUAAGAAAGUGAAGCUGAUAGGUCGAUGUUGGUUCAUUUUUAAAAUCAACUUGUCCCAUAGUAGAAAGCAGAGCCUUUCUACUACGGGAAAGGAAUGCCCAGUUCUCAAAGUAUCUGAGCCAAUCUCCUGGCUGAGCUGCUUAUGUAUAGUUUCACAUGUAAAUAAUUUGGUGAAUUAUAAUGCUUCUCAAAUUCUAAAAUUUGCUUAAGAAAUGUAUUUCUUUAAACAGUUGGGCUCUGAGUCAGGAAAACAUCCCUAUUUGAGAAAGCUCUUAUGCAUUGAGUUAAAUGCACUUAGGCACAUGCUUAAAUUCAGUACAUGCUUUAGUGCUUUCCUGCAUAGGGAUGGCUUUAAGCAUGGGCUUAGGUGCUUCUUGAAUCAUGGUCAAUCUUUUGAAUCAUUUUCAAAAGCAUAUGAAAAGUAGCUUUGCCCUGAAGAAACUUUAUUUUGCAACUUAAAAGUAGGAUUAACAGGGAGAUGCUUUUGUGACUGUAAAUCCCAUAGUACAGCUGUUUUCAAGUAGAACUGGUUGGAAAUUUUCUGAUCGGACAUUUUUCUACAGGAAAAUGCUGAUUUGUCAAAAUUAAAACAUUUUGCAGGAACCUGUCUAUUGGUUUCCGUCCAGCUUGCCUGCUUCAUGGGCUGCCACAAAACCAGGACUGGGGACCCUGGUUUUUAGGCUUCCCCAGGUUCUUGAUAGCCUGGGCAGCUUAGGGACCUCACCAAUUUUGUUCUGAGUAAGUCCAAAUAGAAUUUUUAUUUAUUUAUUUUUUUUAAACUAAAAUCUCAGACUCCCCUGGAUUCCAUGGAAAACUCAGAAAUCUUGAGUUUUUGUUCUGAUGCAGGACAGAAUUUUUCAGGGCUUUGGAGCUGUGCUCCGGCUCCGCUCCAGCUCCAGGAAAAAACCUGCAGCUCCAGUGCUCCGGAGCUGCUCCGCGCUCCAGCUCUGGGCUCCGCUCCAAAGCCCAUGAAUUUUUAAAAAUGAUUUUUUGGGGUUUUACUAUCAAAUGGGAAUUCUGGGUUCCAACCAGCACUAUUUUCAAACAUUUGAAUAUAGAAGCAUGUAGUAACAUACCUAAAGAUUUUUUAAUUUCCUCUAAGUUCUGUUUUUAAUUGCCCACUAUACACAUCCUGUAGAGCACUCAACUCACAAAAAAAUCUUAAGUGACAAAAAUAACAAAACCCUGGAGAUUCUAAUGACUUUUUCUUGCUGAGGUGAGCUAAGGCACUAACUAAACCUAUAGAUUGAUCUAGCUGUCUCCCCAUUUAAUUCGGAUAGUUGCUAAACUAGUCAGACACACUGAAGCUGCAAGUUUUUUGUUUUUUCCCAUCUAGGUUAGACAAGACAAGACAGGCCUGCUGCAUAUCUGGAUUUAGCAGGGAGAUAAGGGCUGUAAAAUGUGACUACUAGUGAGUGUAAUAUUGUGGUAUACAAAUUAUUGCAACAUUUAGUGCCUUUGGUCAGUCAUCCAGGCAGGUCAAGUAUCUUGUGGAAUGCUGCUAAGAUUAACAGAUAAUUCAAAAACAAAACAAAACAACCAGAUACUGUCUGUGUUUGUUGCUAGUGAUGUUUGAUCCAUCUGGCUUUUUUUGGUUUGGGUCUUUCUUCUUGUCUCUUUCACAACAGAAACAGCACGCACAAAAAAUAUUCAUCCUCAUUACAUGAAUGCAGUCUCCUUUCUCCUGUUCUGACCUGUAUUUAAGCCCUGGAUUUCUUUGUAAAUUUGCCUCACUAAUGAUAAAUUACCCAUAAAUAAGUGCCACACCUUUAUGCUGCAGCAUUCUGAAUGAUGAUAAAGCUAAACAAUGGAAGCAGUGUACAACAGAACAAGGAACCUCACCAACACUUAAAAAGUUGUAUCUUUUUUUAUCAGUCUGCUAUUUCCAUCAUCAGUCCCAUCAUCUAUUUUAAAUGAAUAAAUUGCAGUAUUUCACCCUUAAAAUUACCCAGAUUUUUCUAAAAACAAAUGAAAAGAAAACAAGAUAUUUUCAUGUUUGAUUUUUCAAAAAUAAGAUAGUACAGGAGCUGUAAUUUGAAAAUGAAUUGAAUUUUUUUUAAAGCUAGUGCCUCAGUGGUGAGGGUAUUGUAAUUAAUUUAAUUUUUUUGGGGGUAGGAAACAAAUAGAAAUUCAUGAUUUGGAUUUUCAGUCCUGACUAGUUUCAGAUGUAUGUGUGUGCUUCUGUUUGCAAUACAUCAUAAAUGCUGUAACAGCUGGAAACUGUGACACAAAAUCUUAAUAAAAUCUCACAUGUUGCGAAUUAAGUUUAAAAUGCUUAUUGAAAGGUGGGAAAGUUUUUGUGGCACAGGACAACUUAACUUUUAUUGACUUUGAGCCUUUGUAGUGAUCUAUGUGGUGUUAAUCCUGAGUCUCACCUGUGUCACAUCAGCAAUCAGGCCUUUUGCUUCAUUAAGCCAUUUGAUGGACUCAGCUAAUGAGAAUCUACAUGCUAUGUAAUAUAUGUAAAGGUAGCUAUAAUUUUAUAAAUCUGCAAUGAGGAGCCAUCUAUCAAUAAAGAUCAGCCAGGUUUAAAUCGGUUAAACCUUUGCUUUAGUUUAGUGACCUGGAUUUUGCCUGAGGAAAAGACAUCUUAUAUAAAUGACUUUAUACUUGGACACUCAGGAAAGUGAACUAAGCUAACUGAAUUAAGGCCAUUUAAAUUCCAAAUGAGUGUGUCCACACAGCGGUUUAAUGCAAAAUAUCCAAUCCAUUUUAAAUUCACACCCAGAGUUAAUUCGGAUUAAUUUUCCUGAGUGUCCCUGUGUAGAUAAGCCUUAAUUCACUUCUACAGGAUUUGGCCCAAUUGGACCAAGCAGGAUUUAGCCCACUGUUAUACUAGCAUGUGCUGAAAUGAAGUAUGAACUUGUCUUACUACAAUUUUUCCUCCUCUCUAGAAUCAAUCAAUCUGUAAGGACAUACUAUAGGUUUUAUCAUAGCUGGAACAGUCAAAUACAUCUGUGAUAACAUCCUUGCAGUCUUAUGCUUUGUUGCCUAGUGGUUACCAUAAAAAUUAUUCCAGGGAAGUAGUUAAGAGAAAUCUGAGAACCUUGCCAUAAGCUUCCUCUUCUAGGUUUUCAAGUAGUUAGACCUAUUCCUUAUACCUCUAUAUUCCAAGAAAUGAGGGACCACUUUCCUUUAUACCAGUGGUUCUCAAACUUUUGUACUGGUGACCCCUUUCACAUAGCAAGCCUCUGAAUGUGACACCCCCUUAUAAAUUAAAAACACUUUUUAUAUAUUUAACACCAUUAUAAAUGCUGGAGGCAAAGCGGGGUUUGGAGUGGAGGCUGACAGCUCGCAACCCCCAUGUAAUAACCUCACAGCCCCCUGAGGGGUCCCGACCCCCAGUCUGAGAAUUCCUGCUUUAUACAUCGUCAUGCGAUAUGGAAAAAGUAGCCCAGAAAUAGGCUGAAUACCAGUCAAAUGCUGCUGCUUUUGCUGAGCAGUCUUAGGUUAUUGUGCCACUUACAUAAUGUUUUGCUGUGGCUUCUAACACCCCCUCUUUUUUUUUUCUUGGUUUAAAUUAUUUUCUUCUUUAAUGUCCAACAAGAAAAAGAGACACAAAGAAGAGUAAAGCUGUUCUUAAUUCAGGUCACGUUUGCACCAUCUGCUCUAUGGCUAUUUAAAUGUUGUCACAGGAAAGCAGUGGUUGCCCCUGUUUUUCAUCUAAAUGAGUGCCAGCAGGGUUCCUGUUGCAGAAACUAAACCUGACUAUGCAGAGGGUGCCUGUGUGCAUGUGUGUUAAGCCCUGGAAUUAAAGUGUGGAGAUCUGCAGAUGUGGAGCACUUGCUGGAAAACUCAAAGGGAGCAGCUGUGAGAUCCAGUCAGGUGACUUUUCUACAUAUUAGAGCUGACAUUUCCAAGGGACAAUCAAAACAGAAGCCAAUAGUCUACCAUGGUGUAUGGGAAAUACAUUGAAAAGAGUAAUGAUGGAGUCAGUGCACACAGACAUGUUCUCUAGGGAAGUCAAUUGUCAGCAUUCCAAUAUUAGUCCAAAUUACUUGCAAUUGAUUUCAGAUCAGAUUGCUUCAGCUACUCUGUUUCUAAUAGCUCCAGUCUCCAGGAGUGUUUCAAGCAAACUGUAAACUAAACAGUCUCAGAAAUCCAGUAGUCCUGACUGGACUUCCUUUGCAUUUUGAACUAACCUUAUUAGCAAAGGUUGCUAUAUUGGCAAAUUCCACAGGAAGGAGUGAGGAUACUUGUCCUGAUCAGUACAGACAAGUUUCAGGAGCUGUUAACAAAACAAAACAAUCCAGCAUCAUCAUGACAGCUGAAGCACCUCUCAGUGCCAGUACAAAGACUUAUAAGACUGGCAGUGAUAUAUAAUAAUACUCUCUCCUUCUCUCUCUGUGUGGUGUGUAUAGACAUGUUUUUUGUAAAGACAAAUGUGCUUGGUUUCAAUUAAAAUCAAAGAAGUCCCACACAGUUAUAUUUUGCAAGUCCUUAUUUCUUAUCCCUACCCCUUCCAAUACAUUUUGAAACCACUUUCAGUCUUGUUAAUUGGUCCAUGAGAUGUUGUGAAGGUUGAUUUUAGCCUGGAGGCACCCAAGGUAUUGCCAUGGCUGUUCUAUAGCUGCAGCACCGGCUUCUCUCCUUGUAUUACGCUAAGUAGGUGUGUUCCCUUGCCCUUUCCAGCUCUCCCUUCCCACCUCCCCCUGCAGGUUAAUAAUAAUCUACUCAAAUGGUAGGUUGAUAUUGCUCACUAGUUGUUAACUAAAGUCCUUAACAUUGUUUAUUUGCAAUAAUGUGUAUAAUUUAUCUCAGAAACUUUGUUUUAAAGGGCUAAUAGCCCUUUGGAUAUGAGCUGUAGGGCUGUCUUGUCAAAAUUCUGCCAAAUAUUGACUUUGCAAAGGGGAUAUCAAGCUGCUGUUUAUAAAUCUGAAUGUCUUAAAAACCAUUCUUUCCUUACUCUUCCUGUCCUAGAUGGUGUCUAGAAAGUCCAUGAGUUUUUGGUUUUCCCCCACUGGCUCCAAUUUUAAUAUACGGUAUUUUUGUAUGUUGAACCUCUGGUGUCUUGUCCUUUGUAUAUGUGGAAAUGUUGAGAACUGC